AUGGAGCGAAGAAAGAGUGCCUUAGAAGAAGCCCAAGAAGCGGCUCUCAACUUUGCGUUGGAUGACGACGAUGAUGUCUCCGUCAUUAGCUUCGAGUCUGCCAGUGGUGGUGCCGAAGACGUGGAGCUGACGUUCCAAGAAUUCACCAGCAAUGCCGCCAAUUCUAUUCCAAGAACAAGCUGUGGUACAGAUUCUACGUAUCAAGCACACACACGAUCUUCCUUGACCUCGCCACCACCGGCUUCCACUUCCUCCAUCAAGGCUCCAAAUCGCAAUUCUUCUCCGUCAAACCCCUCGAAUGAAGACAAAGAGAACAACAGCAACAGCAACAGCUACCAAUGGGCUCGUGCUCGUGCUCAAGCUUUGGCUUCCAUCCUCCAACCAGGACUGGAAUCAGAAGACGAUGGCUUUUCUCUUGACAGCUCCCAAAGCGAAAGCUCUGCCUCCAAAAUGGGACCGAAACCACCCAAGAGAAAGGACAGCAGCCCCGACAGCAGCAGCAAUGCAAAAGCAGAUGAAAUCUUCUUACAAAUGCAAAUUCAGUCAGGCGAAUUCAGCGUUUCCAGGCGCUCGUUGCCUCCAAAUUUGACCCGAUACAGUUCUGGUGAAUCCACCUCCACCGCAAAGAGUGCUCAAACUAUCAAGUCCUUUCCUCCUACUGUCAAGCGCACUCUAUCCCAGUCCUCCUAUCGAGAUCCAAGACAUCGCAAGAACUAUGGGGGCCAAUCCUAUCGUUCUUUGAUUCGCCCGACUCCAAGACCCGCAAGAGUGGCGACCCGAGCUGCGUCCGUUGGGACGACUACUGGCAGCACCAUUUCCUCUAAGUCUUCCUCUAGUUUCAAGGCCAGUAGUCAUGCUGCUGUAGUAGCUACCAAAGCGACUGCUACUAAUGAAAAGAAUCAAGAGAAACGGGCAAUUUCCCAGUUCCGCCAAAGCUUUCUUCGUACCAUGGAAGAACGGCUUCAAAUGCGCGUGGAAACCAAGGAACGCCGAUACGACGAAGAGAAUCAACAACAACAACACCAUCAGCGUUUCCAAGAAAAUGGGGAGGAACAGGAGGAAGAAGAAGACAAACCUCCUUCCGAUACUGAAAUUCUCACGGCGGAAACUAGGGUCGUUCCAACCUCUGUUGAUUUGAAUGAGACCCAGCACAGUCUUGCGGAAAGCACCAUCCCUGGUCGCAAAUUGGUGCAUUCUGUCUUGAUUUAUUCCCUCUUGGGAACAAUUGCCAUUGCCACCAUUUCCAUCUUGAUUGUCGUUCUUUUGCAAAAAGGAGAUAACGAAGGAAAAGUUCCGUUGAUGGAACAAGAUUCUCCUGUUGCUCCCGUAUCUCCUCCUACUAUAGCUCCUGAAGUGGUUCCAGACCAAGUCCUAGCGGUCGUUCCCAAAACCAUCUGCAUGGAACAGGUGCCUGGUGACGGUUGGUCGACCCAAUGCUCUCCAGAACAAUCCAAUCUUCAAGGUGGGGGUGUCUGCAAUCUCGUGGCCCAGAGCUUCUUGCAUCAAGUCGAAGGGGCAGACAUUGCGUUUCAAUCUUCUACAUCUUGCUUGGGAGAUAUUGUCAUUGGUAACUUCACCGUGGCCGAUGCCUACCAAAUUCUUCCCUACAAUGAGCGACUCUGGAAAAUUGAAGUGACAGGGUUUGAUAUUCUAACGGUUCUGGAGCAAGUCUUGGAAGCCACAUUUGGAAUCAACAAGGGCAAGCGAGACUACCCAUAUGCCGCUGGGUUGCGCUUUGCGAUCAAUGCUUCGGCUCCCUAUAUGCACCGUAUCUCGGACCUUGAGAUCAAUCGUCGAUUGGAACAAUAUGCAUGGGAACCAUUGGACAUGGACGGAAAGUAUACUGUUGUUGCCAGUCGGAAUCUCUUGAUUGGUGGAUCAAUCAUUCGGGAUACACCCUACGCAGCCUUUGAACAGGCUUACAAGGAUCAAUUUCCAAAGGGUAAAACUUGGAGGCAAACCACCACUACCUUCAUUGAGUAUGCGGAAAAGGAAAGAGUGCUGCGUGAUCCACCAUUGGAUACCUAUUCCACUGCAUUGUUUGUUCCAUAA
Cylindrotheca closterium is the source of this 2052-nucleotide messenger RNA. The record is from the annotation of a GenBank genome assembly. Lineage: Eukaryota; Bacillariophyta; Bacillariophyceae; Bacillariales; Bacillariaceae.